Musca domestica (house fly) is the source of this 10888-nucleotide messenger RNA. Its product is annotated as cubilin homolog. Lineage: Eukaryota; Metazoa; Arthropoda; Insecta; Diptera; Muscidae. The record is from RefSeq and is a predicted model, not a curated record. Gene Ontology annotation, molecular function: calcium ion binding.
AAACAAAAUGCAAUUACUUCUCGCGAGUUAUGUUAUUUGCCUCCUAUUCCCAAUACUUCCCACAAUCGCCAGUGCCUCAAACGACAAUCAACCACAAAUCCUUAGCAAAAAUGGUGGUUUAGCGUUACAAUCAGUGCGGGAUAAAAAUAUACAUCUUCGAUUGAAUCAAGGCUCAUCGCUGAUAUUCAAUGAUACGGAUAUUUUGGAAGAGAUACAUCAACUAUAUACUUAUGAGGAUAAAUCGACAACUUUCAGUCGUAAAUCGGUCAGUGAUGAAGUUCAUAAGCUACGAGAGGGUAUUUCUAGAUUAGUGCAACGAUUUUCCCAUUUUGAAAAUAACACCCGGAACACUUUGAAAAUGCGUGUUAUGCGACAAUUUUUACGUCGCCUGAAUCGUUUGACAAUGCGUCUUUCGGUGAUCGAGGAGAACGUAUCGCAAAAUGAGUGCACAGAUGGUCCCUGUAAAAAUGGCGGAACAUGUUAUGAUCUAUACAAAGGAUAUCACUGUGAGUGCCCCGAUGGUUGGCAGGGUAAAUCAUGCGAAGAAGAUGUCGAUGAGUGUUAUCUCUUGGCUGGCACAGAUCUGGGAUGUCAAAACAAUGCAGUUUGCACCAACACGCCCGGUAGUUAUAGAUGCACCUGUGCCAAAGGCUUCUCUGGCACCCAUUGCCGUCUUAGUAACACACAAUGUCAACUGUUUCAAUCCGCCGAAUUGUGUGGCCAUGGCACGUGUAUUCCCGCCAAUAAUCAACAUGGCUACACGUGUCUAUGCGAUCAGGGAUGGAGUACAAAUACAACCCUGGCAACAAAUUCCACUGCCUCUUUGGUCUGUGAUGUCGACAUCGAUGAAUGUGAAGAGACCAAAAAUCCCUGUCACAAUGGAUGUAUAAACUUACCAGGAAGCUUUAAGUGUGGACCAUGUCCAGCUGGUUAUACAGGUGAUGGUAUGAAUUGUUAUGAUAUCGAUGAAUGUGACAGCAAUAACGGCGGUUGCAGUUCUUCGCCGCUUGUGCGUUGUAUUAACACUGAGGGUUCCUAUGUUUGUGGUAAGUGCCCUCCCGGCUGGAUUGGUGAUGGUCAUACCUGUGACUUGGCACCCAGCAAUUCUUGUGAUGCCGAAAAGAUUUGUCAUCCCCAGGCAAAGUGUGAAUAUAUUUCCAAUAUUGCCACCUGUACGUGUGCACACGGCAUGUUUGGCCAUGGUUUUGGCCCCGAAGGAUGCCACACCAAUCCCAUGACCGAUUCGUGUGAGAAUCACAUUUGCCAGAAUAAUGGUACAUGCAUGGGUCGCAGUACGAGAUGCAUGUGCCCAUUGGGAUACUCGGGAGCCUUGUGUGAAACAAAAGACGCCUGCCACCCAAAUCCCUGUGAAAAUGAGGGAACCUGUAAAGCAUUGGGUGAUGAAUCAUAUAAAUGCUCUUGCCCCCGCGGCACUACCGGCAAACGUUGUGAGGUGUUGCGCAGUGUUUGUUCUUCGAUACAACGUAAACCAAGUGGAGAGCUAAGCUAUCCCGCUGAUGGCGCAACUGAAUAUGCGCCGCUGGAAAGAUGUGCCUGGAUAAUACGCACCCUGCCGAAUCGAAUAUUACGCCUUAAUUUCCUCACUUUCGAUGUGGAACCUGAUCCUGAGUGCAGCCGUGAUUGGCUACAAAUCCACGACGGCAAUUCAUUGGCCGCUCAACUAAUUGGAAGAUUUUGCGGAAAUGAGCUACCCUUGAACGGGACGAUUUUAUCAUCGCACAAUGUCCUAUUCUUUUGGUUCCGAUCGGAUAAUGCCACUCAGAGAUCGGGAUUUCACAUGAACUGGACAUCACAGGUGUAUGUGUGUGGUGUAACUUUAGAAGUUGCCAUUGGAGAGACAGGUGUCAUACGUUCACCCGGUUACCCUGGUAAAGUAGCCGCCCACCGAGAUUGCCAAUGGAAAUUUACAGCACCGAUGGGUUAUCGUUUUCACCUCCGAAUCUAUGACAUUGAAAUGGGAAAUUCGCCAAAUUGCACGGGUGACUCUUUGAAGAUCUAUGAUGCCGAUUUGAUAUCCAAGGAAUAUUGUCAGAUCACAACGCCUCAGACUUUAAGAACAUCAUCGAAUGAACUUAAAUUGAAACUUCAUACGGACGGCUAUGGUUCGGAUACUUCGUUUCAGCUACACUUUGAAGUUGAAUCAUCAAUACCACAUUGCGGUGGGGUGUUUACAGCAGCAUCGGGCAUAAUUUUGGGUCCAUCGGAACCAUCUAUAUGUUUAUAUUCUAUCAAGCAACCAUUGAAUAUGCAGGUAAAAAUAACAUUUGCGGAAUUAAAUCUAAGCGAUGAGGAAAAUUGUAAUCUGCAUAGUAUUGAGAUUUUCGAUGGCAAAACGGAUGAAGAUUCCCGUCUUCUAAUCGCAUGCGGUGGCAGUGUACUCCCUCCUUCAGUUGUGAGUUCAGGAAAUUCCGUUCUAAUAAGAUAUAUGAAUAAAUUUCCAACCAAAGGACUCGAAAGUCCUUUUAAAAUAAAAUACACACAAGAUUGUGAAUUCAGAUAUUUCGGACCUGAUAGUGGUAUUAUCACCACACCAAAUUAUCCAAAUCCAUUUACCGAACACAUUACCUGUACUUAUCACAUAUAUGGACCAGCUGAAACAAUGGUUUUGGCAAAUUUCACAGAUAUUUCUUUGCCUCCGACCGGAGGACUUGAUAAUGCUGCAAAUGAUGCUGUUGCUAUGCAAAAUGAUACUCUUACAUAUUUUGAGGUCCAUCUUUCGGACACAAAUCGGCAAUGUUUCUAUAAAGCUGCCUCUCCCAUGGAGUUAUACUCGGAGCUGAACAAAAUGACCAUUGUAUUCCAUGCGACCAGCAAUGCGGCCAGGGCUCGAGGUCUUCGCAUUGAAUAUUCCUUUGAGGAAACGGAGUGUGGCGGAGUCUAUACGGAACCAAGUGGAAUCUUUAUGAAGGGACUUCACGAUGGCAUUUGUAAAUAUAUUUUCGAGGCUAGCGAAGACAAACAUAUUCACUUGUCCUUCACACACUAUACCCUGAUGGACACAAAACUUUCAACAGAAAUAUAUGGUCGGAUGCCAGGUGAAAAGAAUGUCCUGCUGAAAAACAUUUCCUCGUCAAACCAAUCUGUCAAUGAGACAUUCCAUUUCAAUGUGAUUACAGUUAUACCGGACCUUUCAGUUUUUUUGUUCGGUGGCACUUACGAAUUUGUCAACAACACGGAGGCAUGCGGCGGUAACUAUGUGGCCUUAUAUGGCGUCAUUAAAUCUCCCAACUGGCCACGUUUGUAUUCGGCCAAAUUGGAUUGUGUUUGGACUAUUUCGGCACCAAUGGGCUAUAAAAUUGAGUUGCGGGUGCAAAACUUUACGCUGGAACCGGAAUGUACAGGAGACAUACUGGAGAUUAGGAAUGGCAAAUUUCCCGACUCACCUCUAAUCGGCCGUUAUUGCGGUCAAGAAAUUCCCUCUAGAAUACCCUCAUUUGGUAAUAGCUUGUAUUUACGCUUCACCACAGACAGUACGGUAGAGGCUCCGGGAUUCCACAUAAUAUGGGAACAAAUGGAGACGGGUUGUGGCGGUAAGCUGACAUCCCAUAAGGGUUCCAUACACUCCCCAAUGGUUGCAACAUUUGAGGAAAUCGGUGUAAAAUGUGAUUGGAUGAUUCAUGUGGCGGAGGGUUCUUGGAUUCAGCUCAAACUAACAUACUUGACAAAUCCGGCGGAUUUUUGCCGUCGUAAUAAUUUACAUAUUUAUCAGGGGUCAACAACUUCAAAACCCUUUAAUAAUCAGCCCUGUUUAAAGCCCAUGGAGAAGAAUGAAGACUGGUUCCUUUCAAGCGAUAAUCAAAUGCUUGUCGUUUAUACACCCUUCAAUGUCGGAGAAGAUUACACGGACUUCGUUAUCGAUUAUCAAACAUAUUGUAAAACGGUUCUGGAUCAUGUACAGGGUAUCAUUGAAUCGCCCAACUUUCCGGAACCUUAUCCAGAGCUAUUGGAUUGCCGUUGGGACAUUAUGGCCGGCAUGAAUAAUCACAUCAAAUUGGCAUUUUCUCACUUCAGUUUGGAAACCUCCGACAUGGAAUGUGAAAAUGACUAUGUCGAAGUGUGGGAUAUGAAGGAUGAGGACAUCUUGAAAAAAUACCAUCUCUGUAGUAGGCCGAAUGAUGUAAUCACCUCGGAAGGAAAUCAAUUGAGAGUGCGACUCGUCACGGACUAUUCGAACAAUAAAAAUGGAUUUCGGGCCGAGUACACACGAGUUGGCUGUGGUGAAGUCUUGACCAACGAAUUUGGAACAAUUGCAUCACCAAAUUAUCCCUUCAGUGGUGGCCUGGAAUGUGAGUGGUAUAUAGAGGUACCGGCUGGCAAGCAGAUAGUUUUCACUGUCACUGAAUGCCAGGGGGAUUAUGAGCACGUCAACUGCUCAUUGGACAGUAUAACUGUAAAAGAAUCCAAGACCUCGCCAUACACCCUUAUGCAUUACUGCAUCAGCCAACAACCCAUAACAAAUAUCUACUCGCCAAUGAAUCGUCUGUAUGUCCAAUUUCAAUCGGGUCCUUCCAGAGGUCGUAAAUUCUUCAAAGCCAUGUAUCACACACGAGAUGCAACCUGUGGUGGAGUGCUCAGAGUUACCUCUGGCUGGUUAUAUUCGCCCAGCUACCCGCGUAACACAACCGAGGAGCUCAGCUGCAAAUGGGACAUCAGUGUAGCCGAUGCGAAUGUCAUUUAUCUGACGAUAAAAGAAUUGGAAUUUAAUCAGUCGGAAAAUUGUGAAGAGAAUUAUUUGAAAAUCACAGAGAUAUCCUCCGAACGUACUGCGAACAAUGCUAGCAAAAUAUGUUCUCUGGACAGAGGACUUUUUAUGUUAAAUAGCAGUCGGGUAACUAUCGAGUACAAGAAUCAAAAAUCUCUAUAUGGAAGCCGAUUUAUGUUACUCUACCGAAGCAUGUGCGGUGGGAAGUUAGAAAUGGAUUCUGGUUUAAUUGUGGCCGCAUCGAAUGAAGAUUGUUUUUGGACUCUGUCUGUGGCGAAGGGAAAUUCAAUUUCCUUAAACAUUUUGGAGUUGGAUUGUUUUUGUUCGAAAACCGAGAAUGGAACAAAAAGUUGUGGAACCCGCGGUCUGGGGCUCAGCACAAACAAUGAGAAUCCGCAAACUUAUACGGAUCUAACAUGUGAAAAAUUUCAAUCACAUAUGAUUUUCGAAAGCACCCAACUGUAUAUCUACACGAAUGGUAUAAAUUUUCGUGCAACCUAUUCGACAACACAACAUUCAUGCGGCGGCACAAUAACAGGGGCACGUGGUAUCCUGACAUCGCCCAACUAUCCCUUGCCCUAUGCGGGAAAUAUUGAAUGUAUUUGGACGAUAACAGCCAAAUUGGGCAAUACUAUACAAAUCGAAUUCGAUGAUUUAGAUAUGGCCGCGAGUGAACAUUGCAAUGAGGACUUUUUGGAGAUACGUUCAUGGUUGGGCUCAAAGGCCUUGGCCAUAUAUUGUGGUAACGCUGUGCCGGAAGAAAUUCUAAAAUCAAAAGAUUCCAUGUGGCUCAAAUUUCGUAGCUCCGAGGGAAGCAGUGGCAAAGGUUUUAAAUUGAAAUGGAGUUAUGCUCAUCUUACCGAAUAUGUGAAUGAAACAAGGGGUCUCAUAGAAUCACCUCCCACAUCAUUGCUGCGUAAUGAGGAUGAGACUUUUGCAUGGCGCAUCUUGGUUCCAAGGCAGCAGUUUGUGGCAUUGUAUUUUAAAACCUAUCUCGAUGGCUUGAAGCUCUACGAUGGCUAUGACUCUACAGCUCUGCCCAUCGAAAUUUCCGAUGCCCCCUGGCGUUUUGUAUCCAGCUCGAAUGUCCUGUACUUCGAAACUGACAUUGAAAACCCCAAUUAUUUUCAAAUAUCAUGGAACACCACAAAUGUGACAGUUGUCGACUCGAAUGUUACCACAUCCAAGUGUCACGUGGAUAGAUUGAUAAAACCUCAUGCCAGCGUUAUGAUCUAUUCACCAAAUUAUCCUUCAAAAUAUGAUAAUAAUCUGGCCUGUGAUUGGAUUUUUAAGCCGUUUCUGAGUACCCAGCAUGUGGUCUGUGAGGUGUAUGAGGUUAAGUUGGAAAAUGUUAGUGCCUGUACAUCGGAUUACUUAAAAAUAUCUACGUCCAGUGAUCUGGUGCAGUGGCAUGAAGAAGCCAAACUUUGCGAUAGUCCCGACAAGACAUAUACACCGUAUCGCAUCUAUAAUGGUACACCUAAUCUGAAAUUGGAUUUUGUUACAGACGUAUCGAUUAAGGGUAAGGGAUUCGCUGCUCGGAUUAUUACAAAAUGUGGUUCAAAUUUAACCCAAUCGGUGGGUUUCAUAGAGGGAGAGAAACUUCUCUAUGAAACCGAUUGCCAUUGGCGCAUUCGAGUUCGACCGGGAAAACGUGUACUCCUACAGUUUGACUUUGCUCCAGCCAUAGUGAAAAAUCCGCCAGAAUGUCUUGAUUAUGUCUUGAUUUAUGAUGGCAUUGAUAGGCAUGCACCACUCUUGCCACCCGGCAAACUAUGCAACCCACAAAAUGUUAGCCAAAUCCAAAUGAAUUCCAGCAGCAAUUAUCUGGCCAUCCAAUACAAGUUAGCCCUGCCCAGACCAAUCAUGUCGAGGCGCUGGAAUCUCACCUAUCGCGAAUACUCGACAUGCAAUGAAGAAUAUCGCUUGAUACCUGAGGCGGACAUCAUCAAUAUUACCUCACCGAAUUAUCCCAAUGUACCACCGCCCCGCACGGAGUGUGAGUGGAGAGUAAUGGCACCGCGUGGAGAACUAAUCGAUAUCAAGUUCUCCAAUGAUUUCCACAUGAAUACCAAAUACUGUGACCUGGAGUAUGUUGAGCUAUUCGAUGGUGCCACUGCCUUGGCCAAGAGUUUGGGAAAAUAUUGCCGCACCCCACCUCCAAUGAAAACCACACAGAAUCUAUUAUAUAUCCACUAUCUGACCGAUGUCAGUGAACCCAGGGCCGGCUUCAAGGUACAGCUAUCGAUUGGCAAAUGUGGUGGAACCUUCACAGCCUCGAGUGAAAUAAUUACCUCUCCCGGCUAUCCCCAACCCGGCGCCUAUCCCGCACACAGUGAAUGCGACUACGUCAUCAGUCAACCAGCGGACACUAGAAUACGUCUAAUCCUACUGAACAUAAAUUUACCGUUUAAUCACAAUUUUCCCAAAAGCAAAGAUUAUUUGGAGAUUAUACCCAUAAUUCCAGCCGAGGUCAAUGAAACUAUACCAUCGGUAUUUGUGUUCGGCAAUGCCACAAGGGGAACCCAAAUCGAUUUGAAUGUCAACAGGGCCAUCAUCCGUUUCCAUACAUCUGCCAGAGCCACUCUAUAUCAUGGUUUCCAAAUAAAAUAUAAUCGCUUUAGCGGCCAAUGUCAUCAGGAAAUGGAGGGUGUAUCAGGUCCAAUAACAUUGAAUUUCCCCCGGAGAUCAUUCUAUUCCAGUUACUGUCGUUGGAAAAUAACCGUACCGAAGGGCUUGAGAGUGCGUUUGGAGUUCCUAAAUAUGGGAGAUUUUGAAGUGCAAAAUGAAAGCAGAUCCAUUAGCUUUACCAUUUACAACGACCAUGAAAUGCAAUCGAAAAUAUUAACCUUCGAUAUGAACAGCUAUGAUCCAAACACCAUAAUUCAGUCCAGCGAUAAUACUAUGCUAGUCAGUAUCUACAUACCCACGAUGACGAUGCCGUAUAGGAGCCUCAAGGCUCACUACUACUCCGACAGCGAGUCAUUUUGUCCGCCAAAUAUUGAUGAAACCAAGCUCGAAGGCCGCAUCGAUAUAGGCGAUUGGCAACCGAACUUCCAGCAGCCCUACUAUUGUAAAGCGAAAAUUAACUUGAAUCCCUCGGAAACAUUGGUGUUCAACAUUAGCCGCUUUGAGCUGAAAACACUUGGCGGAAUGCCGCGUGUGGUCAAUGCAUUGAGUUUUCGUGACAAUUUGGUGAUAGCAAGCUAUAGGGAAAAUCUGACACAGGUCUUGCAUCCACAAUCGCAACCGGUGGGUUUUUGGCAAAUUAUACAAACCGAUUACGAACGAAUUGUCAAGCUAUCCAUGUCGUAUCGGCGUCAUGCUUGCGGUGGCAACUAUGUGGUAAGGGAUGGCCUAACCAUUGAACAGCCGGAUAUACGCGAUAUCGGCUAUGGUGCUAUAAUGUGUGUGUGGAGUCUAAAUCGGCCGUAUUAUUAUGGACGCACAGACGCUGCAUUCCGCUUGGUGGGCAAUUUCACAUUCAGCGAUUCUUGUGAACGUGAAUUUAUCCUAAUCAAGGAGCAAAGAUGGCAAACGGAUGCCGUGAAAAAGCUUUGCCGCGGUGAAGGUGAAGACACCUCACUCGAUUACAAUCUGAAGCAUAGCCGUUCAUUUGUGGUUUACCAGGCGGAAAGUUAUGUAUACUCCAAAACACAAUUCCAUUUUGAGGCCAAGAAAACCAUUGUCUGUGGUUCCAAGACCAUGGUAACUUUCGCCUCAACCCGGGUGGAGGUGGAUCGGCAAACCUAUCGCAAUAAUGAAGAAUGCCUCUGGAUCUUUAAGGCCCAACGAGGUUUCUAUUUGCAGGUGACCUUCUACGGUCGUUUCUUUGUGGAGCACUCGGAAAAUUGUAGCCGAGAUUAUGUGGAAAUACAACAUAAAGAAGAUGGCCUCUGGAUACCAGAUGUUCGCUACUGUGGCAGAGAUCUGCCACCGAUUUACAAUUCCAGCACCAAUCAAAUUCAAAUAAUAUUCCGCACAAAUGAAAACGUAACCGCGGAUGGUUUCUCCCUCUUUGUUCGCAGCCACUGUUCGCUGGUGGUUAAUGUCACCAGUUCGGAGGUGAAAACUAUUUACCGGCCACAAAAUUUGCCAUAUCGCAAUCUAAGAACCCAGUGUGAAUAUAUCUUUCAGUCGAAUGAAAAAGAUAAAUUGAUCAAGGUUAGGGCAACAUCUGCAGCGGCUACCUUCAGCUAUAGAAGGUCCUCAAAUCAGGGAGUCUGUUUUAUGGUGUAUAAACGUGAUACGCAGCCUGCAACAAAACAUUGCGAAUUAGAAUUCGAAGAAAGGGCCUACAACUAUUUGCGAUUGACGACCAAUGAAAACGGGGAGUACAGCCUUGAAUACAGCUUCGAUACAUGUGGUGGCAACGUGACCAAUAGUCAUCAAAUCAUACGCCCUCAGAAACAUGAACACCUCGACGUAUAUGCCAACAAUAUGAAUUGUGUGUGGUAUGUAACAGCUCCAGCCGAUCACUCCAUUGUGGUGCGUUUUAAAUAUUUCAACAUGGAAGAGCGCCGUGAUCAUUUGAGCGUUUACUCGGGACAUGCUAUAUUGGGCGAGAAACGUGUUAGCCAGUUGUCGGGCAACCUAAUGGACACAUUGCCCACCAUCAUUGUCGAUCACAACCAAGCCGUUAUCAAUGCCAUCUCUGAUUCCGUAAUUGCGGCCAGUGGCUUCGAGGGCCAAAUUGUCUUCAUACCGAAUUGCAAUGAACGCAUUUCGCUUACCGAUGGCAACUCACCCGUCAGUCUGGCCCGUAACUAUGCCACAUCAAGGGAUGGCAAAGAGUAUAUGUGUCUCUAUCGCAUAAACGCUCCCAAAGGAUAUCGCAUACGAACGGAUAUUAAAAAAUUGGAUAUCAAUGAUGGCCUCUCGAAUUGUUCAUCUGCAGAGAAUGGCCAAUGUACGAAUGAUUCGUCGGCCUGUAACUUUGUCGAAGUAUUCGAUAGUGUUGAGGUGAAACAGCCGUCCAUGGGAAAAUUCUGUAAUGCCGCCAACACCACUUUGUUCAGUUCAUACAAUGAUGCAAUGUUAAAAUUCAUUGGCGCCCAAGAGAGGUCAUACAGUUUCGAAAUAAUUCUUACCAUGGAAAAGAGCGAGUGUGGCACAACGGAUGUAUAUACAUUGGGAGUAGAUGAGAGAUACACCAUAACUAUGCCGCAGAAUCACGAAGCAACAUAUAGUCCGAAUUUACAUUGUACAUGGCGCUUCAAAAUAAGCAGGCCGGUUUUGUUGCGAUUCAAUUACAUUGAUUUGCAAAAUGUAUCACAAAUAUCUGGUGAAUGUUUGGACUAUAUACGAGUGAAUAGAUAUUAUAAUUUCCAUCAACUUUGUGGCCAUAGCUCUUCGUAUCUGGGAUACGAAUGGGGAGUAGUAGAUAAAAAAUUCGAAAUAACUUUUCACAGUGACGCCACGGAGGAAGCUAAAGGAUUUCAACUUGUAAUUGAGCCUAUAAGUGUAUGCGGUCAGACAUAUUCUCAUCCAAAUGGACUUUUGGACUAUUUGUACAGUGUGAAAAACUGCCAAACAAAUGUUACUGUUGCCGAAAACACCAACCUCAAUUUCUAUAUAUGGGACAUAAUGUUUGGUGACCCCAAUGAAGGCAAACAUUACAAGAUAGUUGACCUCAAGACCAACACUACCGUUUUCCAUCGAUCGGAAGAUAUUCUUAAACCGGUAGCUGUUUUUCUUAACACGAGCACGGUGCGCAUUGAGGCUGUAAAUGUAACGUUCGGAUUGGUAUUCUAUUCAAUCAGCCAACGUACUUCGAUUCCCGGCUGUGGUGGUACAUAUACUUUGCACAGAGGCCUUAUCAUUAGUCCAAAUUAUGAGAAUGAACGUAUGUUUACAAAUUGUUCAUGGAUCAUUCAGGUGCCAGCUCCAAAUAGUGUAAAAAUUAAAUUUCUCGACUUCAAUAUGGGCACCAUUGCCAAUUGUCAUUUGGACUAUUUACAAAUGUACGACAUUAUGCCCGAUGGCAGUGAACAACCGUUGAAGACAUUGUGCGGACCUGAUACACCUAGGGAAAUAAUUAAAUCAUCGUCAAAUGUAGUGCGUUUAAUAUCGAAGACCACACCGAAUUUUGAUGGUUCAGGCUGGUCACUUAGUUAUAAUAUUGUUUAAAAUUUAUUGAAAUAAUGUUAAAAAAAUAUAUAUACA